UGCCUUACGGAGUGCCUUCAGAAAUCCAGAAAACCGUCCCUGUUGCUCCGCUUAAGGCUGCUGGAAUCGAAGAUAGCUUUUAGUUUGGUUCCUCCACCUUGUUGCAAACCCGAUGCUGUAUCCCUACUGCGCGUCACGGUACCCCCGUUCCGGCCGCUUUCCUAGCUCAAAUACCUGAUAGCUAACAGGAGAGUCUUCCUUUCACCUCCCCAGACUCAAGGUGGACGAUGAUGUUUCGCAACGUCCGCGACUUCCUCCGGCGCAAGUAUGUCCCCUCGCGUAGUCCAAGUGUUGUUGCUAUGGAAACACCUGUAUUUCCACCUGAGAUUUUCGAGCUAAUCAUCGACUGCGUCGCCUCCGAGGUGCUCCGCUCAUGUGCGCUCGUUUGCAGGUCUUGGCUCCUUUGCGCACGCCGCAACAUCUUCCGUAUCGUUUCGCUACACGAACACAAGAACAAGGGCGCUUUCGAGGACUCAGAGGGCGUUGCACGUUUACACCUACGAUGGAACCGGGUGAGAGUCGUCGACCUGGCUUCUCUAAUCCAAGAUAUCUCUAUCGCAUGGCAGUUUGCUGGUACACUCGUCCCGUUGGCAUCCUCAUUCAUCCGUCUGAGGAGGCUCAAGCUAUACUCCUCGGAUGCAGCAUAUCGGUCCCCAGGUGCACUUGAGAUCCGAUCCGCCUCCCAGCUGCUCCGUGCACCGCCAAUAUCGCACCUCGAGAUAUCCACAUCAUAUUUCGAGACCUUUCGGCUUUUCCUGUCCCUUUGGGAUACCUCUUAUCCUUCGCUGAAACACCUGAAGAUAUCCCUGAUAUCGAUACAGGACAUGCACAGCAGGUUCCGGUCGGUCAUAAUUGACCAAGCGAACGAGAUUAUGAGGUCGUACGACACCGCUAAUGUCAGAGAGCACACCAUGCUCGAGUCAUUUGAGCUCUGGGAGAAUAUGCCUUGCGCCAGUGCUAUCGCCGUCUUCCUCCUCCACCCAAACUGCCCCAUCCGUAUCAGCACACUGAAGGCUCUCAAAUUGCAUUCCGAUCCUAUCACCGGUCAGGGACUGGCAUCCAUAUUCGUUCCCGUCCUGCCAUCAUCCCUCACUAACCUCGCCAUCUCCUGCUCGGAAUCCCAGGAUGAUUUGUGUCUUAAUUCGCAGCGUUUGCCAGGUCUGAGACGCCUUACUCUGACCGUAGUGUUGGCAGCUGAGGGUCUGCUCGGGGUCAUAAACAGACUACAGUUGGAACACCUGACGCUGACGAUCCGGCGGCCGUGGGAGGGACAUGACUGGGAGCGCUGGCAUGCGUUGGACCUGUGUCUUGCGCGGUGUUUAAUACGGCAGGUGGAUGUGGAGUCGAUGAGAGCUGGUGACCUCAAGAGCUUGAUGCCUUUGAGCGCCGAGUGCAACAACAUCCGUUGGGUGACCUGUAGUUAAAUGCGUACUCCCCUUUCCUGGCGUAUCUUUCUGAUCGGGGAAUGAUGAUCUGAUCAUCGAUGCUAUUCGGUGUGUACCUAGCUGCAGGAACGGUGAAUGUUACGUGUGUCGUCGCGGUUGAAACGAACUUUAUCCAACGGACUACAGCCCGAACCUCUCCAGUUGUGGAUUCGGCACCUUUGGCUUGUCUCAAUCAUCACCACCACUACUACGGCCGAUCUGCUCAUUUGACGACAAUCUUUGGAAGAGAAAAU
Messenger RNA from Guyanagaster necrorhizus, 1678 nucleotides. RefSeq lists its product as uncharacterized. The record is from RefSeq and is a predicted model, not a curated record. Lineage: Eukaryota; Fungi; Basidiomycota; Agaricomycetes; Agaricales; Physalacriaceae. The transcript is spliced from 2 exons. The coding region runs from base 228 to 1424 and encodes 398 amino acids.